UACCAAUCUCUCUCUCUAUCCUUUCUAUUUAGUAAACAGAAUGAAUACAUAACCAUUCGUCUGUGUCUCGGCUUCUGGCAUCUGAUACCUUGGGACGAGAAAGGAGACACAUCCGUCCAUGAGUGGGUGGUUUCGCUCAUUUCCGGUGAAAAUAUAUGUUGCGCGCAAACAGCAGUUGAAUUCCACACUUCACUCAACUUUGACAGCAAGACGAACUCCACACUCAGCACGAUCUGCGCAAGACACCUUAGGGAGCAAAAUCCUAAUGCCAAUGCUUUGUUCUUACCGGUAUAUAUCGAACCUCGAACUUCUCAAUGCUCAAUGUCUAGUAUCAGCACCUGAACACGUGACCGAAUCACAGUACAUAUGCUGCUCGCCCUCAAGUGGCAGACGCGACCGGUCACAUUCCCCGAAACAAAAAAACUCAGCAAGUUUCCAGGCCAGGCCGAUGGCCGCAAUGACGAAGCCUAGCAACAAUUCAGAGCCUGCACUUGUUCAUACCAAAUGUGUCGCACCCCAAACAUCAGUGGAAAGGCAAGACCAACAAACGUACUGGCAAGAGCGACCGACCAUGCUAACCGAAGGAAUAAAAUUCUUGUCUGCGAAAAAUAAUACCAUCGAAAGUAACCUAUCUGAAUCUUCCCAUCAAAUUUCACAGAUCAGUGACGGUAGCUUGCUCAAAAACACAUGUCAAUCUCGCUAUAGUACAAAAAGGAUAGCCAUCUGCCCGAACGCCUCAUGUUCCGGAAAGUCGAACAUCUCAUACGAGUCCCCAAUCGCCUUGAGCACACGAUUAGUGACGGGAUCGUAGAUCCUAGUCUCUUUAGCACUGCACUCCUGCCGCAGCAACCAGCAACCAGAAACAAACUCACGAGUUAAUGCGGGUAAUAUCGUCGAUGAUCAUGAUAGCUGGACGCGUGAUAUCCAGCACGAUCUCCUUGACCGGCACAUCCGAGUUGCAGGUGAACACGAUCGAGGAAUCCUCCACAUCCAGGAAACCCUGCGGAUCCUCGACGACGUUCAUCUUCAGCAAGUUCAACAGGCGCUUAUCCUGCGCGUCAUACAUCGGGUCCUGCAGCGAGCAGGCCAACGGCUCGUCCGAAUCGCCC
Messenger RNA from Aspergillus uvarum CBS 121591, 1109 nucleotides. RefSeq lists its product as uncharacterized. Bases 119 to 811 code for a protein of 230 amino acids. Lineage: Eukaryota; Fungi; Ascomycota; Eurotiomycetes; Eurotiales; Aspergillaceae. The record is from RefSeq and is a predicted model, not a curated record. The transcript is spliced from 3 exons.